CACCAAAAAAUGAAAAGGAAUGGCGGGCGAGGCGAUUCCCCAUCUCUACUCUACUCACCAGUCAAGACGGCCAACGGAAGCCCUAGGAACGGUGGCAAGCGUGGCGCUUUGUGACCAGUAUAAUUCUGCUAACUGCUGAUAGUUGAGGAGCCAAAGAAGGGUCUCAUGGAGGUUGGGAACCGCUUACCGCGUGCUUUUUGUGGCCUAGUUAUGAGCAAGGCAUUUCUUGAUGUACCAGGUCCGUGGCCCUUUUUAAUUCCCUCCAAUCCUCACCUAACAUUCUUUCACACAACAUAUAUAAGCACAUAUGUUCAACCAUGGAAGUUUUGGAAAGCUUCAUACAACUGUGCAGUGACACCACUGCCAUGGCCUUUCCCAAGCCAUCUCUAGUGCUAUGCUCUGUUCUUACUUUACUGAGCCUAAAUCGCGGUCCAUCUCAUGUAUCUGCCAAGGUUUAUAUGGUGGUGAUGGAGGAUGAUCCAGUUGUUUCCUACAAGGCAAGCCGGAAGGGUGUAAUGAGAGGCGAGGAAGCUCAGAAGUACAAGGAAAUGGCCACAACAAAGCACGACGUCUUCCUGGAAUCAUUCCUCACCGUAGGAUCUUACAAGAAACUGUACAGCUACACUCACCUGCUUAAUGGCUUUGCUGUUCAUGCAAACUCUGAAAAGGCAGCUAAAAUUCUUAGCGGCGCAAAAGGAGUUCGACUCGUUCAAGAAGACAUCAAAAUGGCGAAGAUGACCACAUACACUCCAAAGUACAUUGGAGCCAGUGGGGUAUGGCCACUGCUUGGUGGUGCUGAGAAUUCUGGUGAUGGAAUAGUCAUUGGCAUGAUUGAUACUGGCAUUGACCCCAAAAACCCAAGCUUUGCCAGCUUCUCGAACCAAUCAAAGCAGCCACCUCCCAAUUUCAAAGGAAUGUGCCGCUCUGGGGAUAGAUUCCCUCCUGAUUCAUGCAAUGGUAAGAUAGUGGGAGCUAGGUGGUUCGCGCGCGCUGGUCAAGCAACUGGAGAGUUCAAUGCUACAAUUCACUAUGCAUCACCUUAUGACCCGGAUGGCCAUGGCAGCCACACAGCGUCGACCGCAGCUGGAAAUUUCCAUACACCAGCAAUUUCUAGGGGUUACAACUUUGGAUAUGCAAGCGGCAUGGCCCCCGGAGCUCGUCUUGCAGUCUACAAAGCCGCGUACCCUUUUGGUGGAUAUAUGUCAGAUGUGAUAGCUGCUGUCGACCAGGCAGUAGAAGAUGGUGUCGAUGUUAUCAGUCUUUCCAUGGCACCUUCUUCGGUUUCACCUGGCCCUGCAGCUUUCCUCAACUUGCUUGAGACGCAACUGCUCCUUGCCACCAAGGCUGGAGUCUCAGUUGUUCAAGCAGUGGGCAAUGGAGGCCCUGAUGCGAGCUCAGUAGUUUCAUUCAGCCCAUGGAUAACAAGUGUCGCGGCUUCGACAACGGACCGCAAGUAUAACAAAACAAUCGUAGCUGGAAAUGGGCAAAUUUUCUCUUGCGGCGGCCUUUCCCCACCAACACCAGGCGACACAAUGUACCCAUUAGCACUGGCAGAUGACGUGAGCACCGACAAUUCGACUGAUGGGUCUAAUGGUUGCCAGGAUCCGAAGGUCUUCAUAAGAUCUCUAGUUCAGGGGAAGGUGAUUGUCUGCAUGAUUGUGUCAUCUAACUACUAUCAGGGUGACAACUUUGCCGGCAUUAUCGAUACGAUUCAGAAGAUGGGAGCUGCUGGAGUCGUGAUCAUUGAUCGUUAUUCCGGUGAUGUAGACUAUGAAUAUCAGCCCAUAUUUCCUACCGCGGUACCUUCAGCCAUGGUUGUGGACGGAGUAGACAUGAUGAACCUAAUGGAGUACUAUGAGAACAACACGGCACGAGACGGCGACGGAACUGUCAUCACGUUCGGAGCAACCGUCCGGAUUCUGGAGGGACGGCGUGCGAGCUACUCCGGGGAACGGCCGGAGGUCGCCGACUACUCGUCGAGGGGGCCCAACAUAGAGAACUCGCAGAUGCAGCUGGCGGACGUCCUGAAGCCGAACGUGAUGGCGCCGGGCCAUCACAUCUGGGGAGCCUGGAGCCCGACGAGCGACGCCCUCCCGGAGGUCCAGGGCGAGAGCUACGCCAUACUAUCCGGCACGAGCAUGUCCACCCCGCACGUCGCCGGGGUGGUGGCGCUGAUCAAGCAGCGGCAUCCCAAGUGGAGCCCCGCCAUGAUCAUGUCGGCGAUCAUGACGACGGCCGACGUGACCGACCGCUCCGGGAGGCCCCUGAUGGCGCGCCGGGACGUGGGCGCCGUGGUGGCGGCCACGCCGUUCGACAUGGGCGCGGGCGCCAUCAACGCGGCGCGCGCGCUGGACCCGGGCCUGGUGUUCGACGCCACGUACAGGGAGUACCUGCAGUUCCUGUGCGCGGUGCCGGGCGUGGACGAGGCCGCGGUGCGGCGCGCGGUGGGGGCGUCCUGCCCGUCGUCGCGGGCGCGGUGGUGCUCGGAUCUGAACGCGCCGAGCGUGACGGUGGCGAGCCUGGUGGGGUCGAGGCGGGUGGACCGGAAGGUGUGGAGCGUGGGCGCGGAGAACGAGACGUACAUGGCGUACGUGCGCGCGCCCGACGGCGUGGCGGUGCGCGUGUCGCCCGACGAGUUCACCGUCGCACCCGGCGAGACGGCGGCGCUGAGGAUCGUGCUCAACACCACCGCGCCGGGGAACGCGUUCAGCUUCGGCGAGGUGGUGCUCAGGGGCGACAAGAAGCACAGCGUCAGGAUCCCCCUCGCCGUCUACCCCGCCGCGGUGUUGAGCGGCCCGUGAACUGAACUCGCGUACUGGAUAUGCAUGUAUGCCUGAUGUAUUAUACGUACUUACGUAUGGGUAUAUACGUAUACUACAGUAUACA
Molecule: messenger RNA, 2886 nt
Organism: Aegilops tauschii subsp. strangulata
Lineage: Eukaryota; Viridiplantae; Streptophyta; Magnoliopsida; Poales; Poaceae
Product: subtilisin-like protease SBT2.5
Biological process (GO): proteolysis
Molecular function (GO): serine-type endopeptidase activity
Source: RefSeq, a predicted model, not a curated record